GUCAUAACUCAUCGACCACAACCUCACUUUUUAUACAUAUAUUUCCAUUAAGAAAUAUUUAAAAAUAGUAUGAAUAAUGAGUAGUUUUAGAUACUUACGAAUUAAUUCGAACAUCCCCCUUCUCGCCAACAACUUAAUAGACGGGGUAAUUUCGAGAAAUUAUGCGUUAAAAAGCGAUUUGAAAAUCAAAUGGGUCCGUCCCGAGAAAGUACCAUUCUACAAACCGCAGAACAGCGGUGAUUUACAGAGUUUUCCGGAAAUAAAUCGCAAGCAGUUCCUCCUCGAGUUCCAAAAUUCCAAAGAGCUGCAAACAGCGGACGAAAAUGUCAAGAAACUAUUCACCUUAGAAUUCGCACCUAAGAAGUUCACCAACAAGGUAUUUUACAAGAGCAUGGAACAGCGCGUAAAGAGGCACGAAUACGAUUACAGUUCGAUAGAAGUCAAAUUGGCCCGGUGGACCGGAGUCAUCCGAGCCCAGCAGGAACUCAUCGAAAAAUUCCCAAGGAAUAAAUGGCUCAAAAUAGCGCUGAAAGAGCUAAUCGAUAAAAGAACCAAACACUUGAGGUACUUGAGACGUUGGGACUACAAGAAAUUCGAAUGGUUGUUGGAAACCCUGGAUUUGGUGUACAAGCCUUUGCCCACGGAACCUUUCCAAGUCACUCGUAAGGACUCCCUGCAGCGAUUGACCGGUAUUUACGUCGAUAACAUCAAAUCGCAAAGGUUAGAGAAGUACAGAUUGCAAUUAGAGAGCGAACAGCCAGCUUUCUUGGAAGAGAAAAUUCGCAAUCUGCAAUACAUCCGGGACGAGCAGAAAGCAUGCGGAGUCGAAGUGACUGUUACAUUCGAGGAAAUCGAGCAGGUUAAGCAGAAAUUGGAGGAUUUAAAAGCCAAAAACGAAAAGCGCAGUAGUGAAUUAGAGAAUGAAUAAAUUGAAUAAAAUAUUGUGAGAAUUUAUAUUUUAUUCCAAUCCCUCUUUUACUGAUGUAGUCGAGUAUAUUUUACAUACAAAUAAUCUGAUAUUUUACUCGGGAAUUCUACGUAUAAUA
Molecule: messenger RNA, 1046 nt
Organism: Phyllotreta striolata
Lineage: Eukaryota; Metazoa; Arthropoda; Insecta; Coleoptera; Chrysomelidae
Source: the annotation of a GenBank genome assembly